Molecule: messenger RNA, 1593 nt
Organism: Schistosoma rodhaini
Lineage: Eukaryota; Metazoa; Platyhelminthes; Trematoda; Strigeidida; Schistosomatidae
Source: the annotation of a GenBank genome assembly
AUGACCGUGAACAUUACAUAUCAGCUAGUUUGGACAGAAUUAUUGGAUACAGAAAAUAAGUAUAUCAAUUUAUUACAAGAUGUUUAUGAUAAGGUCAUGUUGAAUCAAGAACUUGACUUUAAAAAAUCAGUUGGUAUUACACAGAUUCCAUUAACUCAAUUAAAACAGAAAUUACUUGGGAAUUGGUUUGAAUUACUCUCAUUUCAUAAAAUACAUGUCCUACCUACAUUGAAAGAAUGCAAUGGAAGUGCUAAGAUGAUCAAAUAUUGGGCUUCUAUCAUGGCACCUUGCUUCAUUGACCUGUAUACUACGUAUUGUUUAUUCCAUGAAAAGACAAAACGACUAUGUGCUUAUUUAGGAAAUGUUUCAUGUAAAAGUAUGGUUUUAAAAAAACCAAAUGAAAAAAUUGGAAAUUAUAACACUGAUACCGAGCUAUUUAAAUCUCAACUAACCAAACCUGUACGACGUAUUCAAUCUUAUCACGUAUUAUUGAAUAAACUACAAAAAGAAGCGAACUUAUCUGAUGUUAAAUACUUGGACGAUGCUCGUCAAACAUUCAACAGAAUAUGUGAUACAGUAAAUGUGACAAUGAAUCUGCGUGGUCUGACGGUAGCACCAUCAAAAUUAGGACAUUUUUUGCUAGAAGCUGAUUUCACUGUUAACCGAACAAUCAAAUCUACUAAGUCAAAACGACAUUUUCAUGUAAUUUUAUUUACUGAAAUGUUACUAUUGACAAAGUACCGCGUUUCAUUUAAAACAUCAAUUACUAAUAAUAAGGGCUCUGAAGAUCAGUUUCCAGAUUUGGAUGAUUAUUUGGCAUUCUUUGAUUUUUCACAUAAUAGUAAGCUCAGUUGUAAUAAAUCAUAUGAAGUAGAAGAAGAAAUAUGUCUACAUCGGAUUGGAUUAUUUUCAAAUUCACAUGAUCGAUGUUUCUCAUUAUUUACUGAAAACUAUGGAUCCACGUACACAUUUAGAUCAAACGAUAAUACAGUGAAACAAUUAUGGACGAGUACAAUCAAUAAAUUACUUAUGAAUCAAUUGUAUAAUUUACGAGUUGACACAAAUCCACAACUACAGACACUCAAAAGACUACCGAUUUCAAGUAGUCACUUUUCUUGGCUUAAUUCAAAUUUACCAGUAAAUCCUAAAACAAAGCAAUUUGAAGAGAAGUGAAAGCAACAUUUUUAAAAUAAUGUUUCAUUUUUCAAUUCGCUCACAUUUCAUUAGUAUUUUGGAUAAAAACAAUUUAAAAAUAGUUUAUAAUAAUAUUGUUCACUGUGGAGGUUAAUUGUGUUAUAAGAUCCGUUAUUUAUUAAAAAUUACAAGUUUUACUUUAUUAAAAUCAGAAUAACAGUGUGAACAGCUAAUCUACAGUUACUCACCAUUCUCAAAGAGUUUGAGUGGAAAAUUGAAGUAGAUCCCCCGACUCUAAGUGAAGUUCAAAAGGCUAUAGCUAAUCUGAAAAGAGGAAGGGCAGCUGGUUCACAUGAAUUGGCUCCAGAGGUCUUUAAAUAUGGUGGUCCAAUUUUAGCGAUUAGGUUGACUAAUAUUUUCGCUAAAACCUGGGAGUCGGACGUAAUCCCAUGUGACUGG